Molecule: messenger RNA, 2034 nt
Organism: Lathyrus sativus (Indian pea)
Lineage: Eukaryota; Viridiplantae; Streptophyta; Magnoliopsida; Fabales; Fabaceae
Source: the annotation of a GenBank genome assembly
AUGAGGUCUCAAAUAGUGAGAGAUGCAGUUGUAUACCGUGACCAUGUUCAAGCAAUCAAAUCUGGUUUUGCAUCAAAUGUUUUCACUUGUAAUCAAUUAAUUCACCUUUAUUAUAACCAUGGUCUCUUGGAAGAUGCCCACAAACUGUUCGACGAAAUGCCCAACCGAAAUGUAUACUCUUGGAAUGCCCUUAUUAUGGCUUACAUAAAAGCACACAACUUGACACAAGCACGAGCCAUUUUUGAUUCAGCCUCUCAUAGAGAUUUGGUUUCAUAUAAUUCCAUGUUGUCAGCUUAUGUUGGUGCUGAUGGACACGAGACCGAGGCACUUGAUUUGUUUAAUAGAAUGCAAUCUGCACGUGACACAAUUGGGAUUGACGAGUUCACUCUCACAACCAUGCUUAACCUUACUUCCAAGCUACAUGUAGUGUGUUAUGGGAAGCAGAUGCAUUCACAUAUGGUGAAAACUGCAAAUGAUUUAAGCAAGUUUGCGUCGAGUUCUCUUAUUAACAUGUACUCUAAAUGUGGUUUGUUUCUUGACGCGUGCAAUGUGCUUAGUGGUUGUGAUGGGGUGGUGGACUUGGUUUCAAAGAAUGCAAUGGUUGCUGCUUGUUGUAGGGAAGGAAAAAUGGACAUGGCUUUGAAUGUGUUUUGGAAAAAUUCUGAGGUUAAUGAUACUGUGUCAUGGAAUACAUUGAUUGCAGGAUAUGGCCAGAAUGGCUAUAUGGAUAAAGCACUUGACUUGUUUGUUGAGAUGACUGAAAGUGGUAUUAGGUAUGAUGAACAUACUUUAGCAAGUGUAUUAAGCGCUUGCUCUGAUCUAAAAUAUUUGAAACUUGGCAAGUGUAUCCAUGCGUGGGUGUUGAAAAAUGACUUCAGUACAAAUCAAUUCAUUAGCAGCGGCAUCGUAGACUUAUACUGUAAGUGUGGGAAUGUUGGGUAUGCGGAGUCGGUGUAUGAAGGAAUCGGUAUUAAAAGCCAAUUUGAAGUUGCUUCAUUGAUUGUAGGCUAUUCAUCUCAAGGCAACAUGACAAAAGCUCAAAGGCUUUUUGAUACUCUAUUGGAAAGGAAUUAUGUUGUCUGGACAGCUCUAUGUUCCGGCUAUGCCAAAUCACAACAAUUUAAGGAAGUCUUCAAACUUUUCAGAGAAUUUAUAAAUACCGAAGCACUAAUUCCUGAUGCAAUGAUCAUCGUCAUUGUGCUUGGUGCCUGUGCAACACAAGCCGCUCUUUGUUUCGGGAAACAGAUUCAUACUUACAUCUUCAAAAUGAGACUUAAUAUGGAUAAAAAAAUGCUGAGUGCUAUGGUUGAUAUGUACUCAAAAUGUGGUAAUAUCAUGUACGCCGAGAAAAGCUUCCAACUAAUGACUGAUAAGGAUAGAGAUGCAAUCUUAUAUAAUGUCAUGAUAGCUGGUUAUGCCCAUCAUGGUUUUGAAGAUAAAGCUAUUCAACUUUUUCGGGACAUGUUAAAGAAAAGUGUCAGGCCAGAUGCAGUCACUUUUGUAGCGCUUCUAUCUGCUUGUCGGCACCGUGGACUUGUAAAACAAGGAGAGAUUUUGUUUAUUUCUAUGCAAGAAGAUUACAAUGUAUUGCCCGAGAUAUACCACUAUGCAUGUAUGGUUGAUAUGUAUGGAAGGGCUAAUCAACUAGAAAAGGCGGUAGAAUUCAUGAGGACGAUUCCCAUACAAAUAGAUGCAACAAUUUGGGGAGCAUUUCUUAAUGCUUGUCAGAUAAACAAUAAUACAUCCCUUGUCAACCUGGCAGAAGAGAAACUGUUAAAAGUUGAGUCUCAUAAUGGGUCUCGGUAUGUGCAAUUGGCCAAUGUCUAUGCUACUGAGGGAAAGUGGGAUGAGAUGGGAAGAAUAAGGAAGAAAAUGAGAGUGAAAGAGGCAAAAAAGAUUGCUGGUUGCAGUUGGAUAUAUGUGGAAAAUGGUAUUCAUGCAUUUACUUCUGGUGAUAAAUCUCAUGCAAAAGCAGAUGCAAUAUAUUCAACUUUGUUGUGUUUGAAUAGGGACAGAACUGAAGCAAUUUCAUGA